AUGGAACUCAAGGAUAUCGCAUUGUCGUCACGAAGCGCGUGCACGUCGGCACCGCUCGAGCCAUCGUAUGCGCUUCGCGCGCUCGGAGCUGCAGAAGACAUGGCGCAUUCGUCGCUGCGCUUCGGUAUGGGCCGGUUCACGACCGAGGUGGAGAUCGACUACGUGAUUGAGAAGAUUGUUGUGUUUGUGCAGCGGUUGCGGGACAUGAGCCCGCUGUGGGAGAUGGUCCAGGACGGCAUCGACCACAGUACGAUCGACUGGGCACAGCACUAA
This is a messenger RNA of Laetiporus sulphureus 93-53, 273 nucleotides long. RefSeq lists its product as uncharacterized. Bases 1 to 273 code for a protein of 90 amino acids. The transcript has 3 exons. Gene Ontology annotation, molecular function: cysteine desulfurase activity. Lineage: Eukaryota; Fungi; Basidiomycota; Agaricomycetes; Polyporales; Laetiporaceae. Gene Ontology annotation, cellular component: mitochondrion; nucleus; cytosol. Gene Ontology annotation, biological process: iron-sulfur cluster assembly. The record is from RefSeq and is a predicted model, not a curated record.